AUGCAGGGUUGGCUUCUGCUUGAGCUGUCAGCAGAUCUACCAUCAGUGUUCUCACUGACUAUCCAUGUGACGCCACAGGACCUGAGGAGUAGCGUGCUGGGCGAACUGCACUUCACUGCAGGCAGCAGCAACGGAUGUCAGCUACCCCACGUGAAUGACCCAAUGCUGCUACAGAACAGCCAGGCAGCCGGAGACACCUGCCUGGUGCUGUACAGGGUGUGCUUGGAUCAGGGCGUCGUGGUCUCCUUUGAUCCCCUGUACAAUCCUGAGAACCCCGGCCACCUGAAUCUGCCAGAAUUCCCUUUCCCCGAGCUAACGUACAAUUGGCCGAGCGCGAUGACUAAUGGUGACGCGCUGGGCCCGGGGGGCUCGCGACUGGCGUUCCCUCCGCUGACCAUCCGAGCUGGCAGCCACCUGGACCGCCACCUGGCGACCCAGGACUUCUCCUACUGCACGGUGCCCCUGGUGAUGUUAUCCAACUGGCCGACCACGUAUGGCGAGGUGGUGGUUCGCGCGCCGCAGCGAGCGUACCAGUGGCACAGCAGCGGCAUUGUCAGUGAUGCAGUCUCCUAUGUGGUUGCCACGCCGGGGGGUAUUGGCCUGCCAAGAUUUUGGCCGCCAAUGUUGGCUCCCUUCACGCGGCUGGCAGUGUCCAGCCUGGCGGACUUCUCUGCGCGGCUGCCGCAGGGAACGCCGUCGGACGCCACCAAUGAGGGCGUCGCUGUGCAGUGCUUCCAGAAGGUCAUCUUGUGUAAGAUACCAUCGGGGGACUUCAGGCUAAUGUACGACGUCGGGCAGGCGACGCGCGCGCACUACGCGGCCGCCAGCCUGAUCAGGAACCCUGCCAGCUUCCCGGAAGCUGCCGCGGCAGCUUCCGACAGCCUCAACGUGCUGGUAGAGCAGCGGCAUGGCGUCGUGCGCAACUUUCUCAACAUGGAUCAGUUAUUAAAGGACUGCGGUGAAAGCGGGAAGCUGCAAGGGACGAGCGUGGCCUGCAGAUCUGCCACGUUUGCCGGCGACUUGGCAUGGAACAUAGCGGCGGUCAGCAGUGCGGAUGUCCUAGUGACGAUACACGGAUCGGGCAGCAACAAUGUCCUGUUCAUGCACGAGGGGUCCACGCUGAUUGAAGUGCGGCCUUACAAAUUUGGCACCGAAACUCCAGAGUGGGCAAAUUUUUUCAUUCCGAAGGUGGCCGAGGCGAAUGGCUACAGGGUGCAAUACAUUGGGCUGAAUAUUCUGGAUGAGGAGCUAUCUAGGCCCGGGGGAUUUGAAGCGAACGGCACCGGCAGCGUUGACGCAGCAACGCUUGCGCGCGACCGCCACGUCAUCCUCCCGUGGGAGGUGCUUCGGCAGGUGUUAAACAUGUUAUUAAGCGUGCGCGGCAACCGCAGCGCUUACUUGGACUUGGUGGCGGAAGGCAGGCACAUCUUGAACGUGCUGCCGGGCAGUGUGCUGGAGCCAUGGGCCCCCCAGUUGCUGGAGGGGCCCCCUGCAGAAGUGAUGUCAGCGUCAGGCACCUUCGAGGUUAUUGCGCAGACGCAGCCCUGA
Molecule: messenger RNA, 1548 nt
Organism: Coccomyxa subellipsoidea C-169
Lineage: Eukaryota; Viridiplantae; Chlorophyta; Trebouxiophyceae; Coccomyxaceae
Exons: 9
Coding region: 1-1548 (515 amino acids)
Molecular function (GO): glycosyltransferase activity
Source: RefSeq, a predicted model, not a curated record